AUGAUUUCAAUGAAAGACCGCAAGAAGAUUUUUGUUUUCAAAAUAAUUUACUUAAAAACAAAAAACUAA
Molecule: messenger RNA, 69 nt
Organism: Acanthoscelides obtectus
Lineage: Eukaryota; Metazoa; Arthropoda; Insecta; Coleoptera; Chrysomelidae
Source: the annotation of a GenBank genome assembly